UUCAGAUCUUUUCAGGUCGCAUUUUGAGAAUAUGCAGCAUUGGCAUUGCACUUCCUAAUUAUUUGAACGACUUUCACAAUUGCUAAUUUAAUUACUAAUUGUUUGAGAACCAAGAAGGACUUCUCCCUCUGUCUUUCUGUCCUUCCACUCGUUUUUGGAAUGAAGAGGAUUGAGACCAUUGACCCUCGUCCUUUCUCCAUUUUUCUCCUAAUCUGGUUGGACCCAUUUUUUGAAAAAGAUCUUGUUAAACCAAUAAGUUCUCAAAUUCCAACAAUCAUUCCCUUUAAAGAGCUGCUCAUCACCACCAAUAGACUCAAAAUCAAGGCUAAGUCUUAGUUUUUUGCCAUCUUCCAAUAGUCAUGAUCACAAUCAUGGAAACCAAUAUUUGGUUUGAGUAAGAAACAUUUAUAAACUCCUAGUUCAACAGACAUCCUGAGGAUCAAGGUUGGCGAAGAUUGAGCAAAAACAUUCAACUUGAAGAAUGAUGAGGAGUACAAAUCCAAGGCUUUCCACUCAAUUAUAUGUCUUCUUCAUUAUGCUUGUAUGUCUACUGCUAGCAGAAAGAGUUUGGGGAGAUGGAAGAACGCAGAAAGUCAAUAUCUUAUGUGGAGGUCCACACGAGCAGAAUCCAUCAAUCUUUGUUCAAAAUUAUGUAAUUUCAAUGGAAAAUCUCAAUCAAAAAAUACGCACCUCGAGUUUUGUAGUAACAACUACGAAAGCACAGGAUGCACCAAACGGCCACUAUGGCUUUACACAAUGCUAUGGAUACCUUAAUACGGCUGACUGCACAUCCUGCUUUGCUGACGCAAGACUACUGGUUACCCAAUGCUAUCCUUUCACAACUGGUCGCGUUUACCUCGACGGCUGCUACCUGAGAUCAGACAAUUAUAGCUUCUUUGAGGAGUACCAGAGGCCUGAUGAUGCGGUUGAAUGUGACAAUACAACAAGGAUGGGUUCAAAUACUGAAGCCUCGGCAAGGCAGGCUGUAAUUCGAGCAGGGGCAGAAGCUCCCAAUAAUGGAGGCUACGCGCACAUUGAAUUGGCAGGUGCUGGCAAUGACACUGCCUAUGUGUUGGCGGAUUGUUGGAAGACAUUGAACAAAAGUUCUUGCAAGGCUUGCUUGCAGAAUGCAUCUGCAGUUAUAAGAGGGUGCUUGCCAUGGUCUGAGGCACGAGUGCUAAACGCGGGGUGCUUCAUGAGGUACUCAACUAGAGAUUUCUUCAAUAGCAUACCUGCAAGCAAAAGAUCAAAAGGUAAUUGCAUCAUAUGUUAUCUUCUGAUAUCUAGUAAAGUUGAUUCAUCCGAACCGAAGCAGUUCUUCAAAGUUGUUUUAAUGGAGCAUACUGACCCUGUUUCCCUUCAAAACAUUCAAGCUACAGUCCUAUUAUGGAUGUGUGUUAAGUUUUGCAGUGAACAUAAUAAGAAUAGCGGUUUCAGUCAGCGUUUCCCUGCUGUUUUUGGUUGUCGGAGUGAUUGUAGGAGUCUAUAUACGCAAGCGGAGAUACAUUCAGAAGAAAAGAAGAGGUUAUGAUGCAAGAAAGUUGGUAAAAACCCAUCACAACAAGAAAUUGGAUUUCAAGUACUCUACAUUGGAGAGGGCUACAGGUUAUUUUGACAAUGUCAAUAAGCUUGGGCAAGGAGGAUUUGGAGCGGUUUAUAAGGUUGUUUUAAUGUUUUGUAUUCUUCCUUUUCUGCAUGUUGCU
Molecule: messenger RNA, 1703 nt
Organism: Tripterygium wilfordii
Lineage: Eukaryota; Viridiplantae; Streptophyta; Magnoliopsida; Celastrales; Celastraceae
Product: cysteine-rich receptor-like protein kinase 2
Exons: 2
Coding region: 482-1531 (349 amino acids)
Cellular component (GO): plasmodesma
Source: RefSeq, a predicted model, not a curated record